Messenger RNA from Pseudogymnoascus destructans, 1811 nucleotides. RefSeq lists its product as uncharacterized. The coding region runs from base 216 to 1634 and encodes 472 amino acids. The transcript has a single exon. Lineage: Eukaryota; Fungi; Ascomycota; Leotiomycetes; Thelebolales; Thelebolaceae. The record is from RefSeq and is a predicted model, not a curated record.
AUCUUGUCGUAUAUUCCUAUCAAUAUUCGAACGUAUUACUACAAAUGUAAGAGUUUAUGUGACUACCAGGCCAUGGCCGUCUUAUUUUCAGGGAUGGGCUUCUCCGGUAUGGAAGUGUCCAUGUGCCUAUGAGAGUACCCCAAACAGCUCUAAGAUUAGUUGGACCCUGGAGUCUCAAACCACCACAUGGCGCCACCAUGAGCUGUUCCUAGAGCAUGAGCUGUUCCUGGAGCAUCAGAUGGUUCCUGGCUAGCCCAGCAUUAUUAUACCACUUCAAACCACUAUAUCAGCGUUAUUUCCUUGCCCUCCCCAAAAACCCAAGUACAAUCUCCUAUCGUCACCUCACUCUUCCUCCCUCUCCCUCCCAUCCCCUUGCCGCCGCAGCAAUACCCCCUAUCCCCCUCAUCCUCCACAUAUACCUCACCGUCGCAAAAAUGGGCUCCACCCAAGCCAUCCUCUCUAUCCUCAUCCUCAUCCUCGUCAUCGCCCGCAACCACUUCCCCGGCCGCCUCCUCGCCCUCCUCCAUCGCCAGGGAAAUCUCCUCACCCACCCCCUCCCCGCCUUCGUCCGCCGCCACCCCCAUCUCCAAGCCCUUUUCCACCACCAACCCCGCCUCCAGCCACUCAUCCACAUCCCCCCAUCUCGCCCACCUCGCCCACCGGCCCUCAACUACUCCCCCCUCGGCCGCCUGGCUCCGGAAACAAUACAGCUUAUCGCCUCUUUCCUCCCCCCCUCCGCCGCCGCAUCCUUUGCCAGUACGUGCCUCGCCAUCCGGCUGAUGACAGGGACGCAGUACCUCGCCCUCCUCUGCGCCUCCCCCGCCGAGCUCCUCAUGCUCCUCGAGUACAUCACCGUCGACCUCCCCCUAGACCCCAUCACCGAAGUCCCCCCCCGCCUCCUCUGUCUCUACUGCGCCCGCCUCGUCCCCUACAUGCACCUCUGCACCGCAUCCCCAACCCCCCUCUGCCAACAAGCCUACGCCCAGUUCUGGCCCUACGUCCCCCCCAACUUCCGCCACCAGAUCUUCCACACCGCAAUGACCAUGUGCCGCCACGGCCGCUCGCCCUGGGCCCUCCUCGGAAACCUCAAGCCCCGCUCCACGACCACCACCCGCUACGACGGCGGCAUCACCUCCCAGACGGCCUGGGAGUACCGCAUCAUCCACGGAUCCCCCUACCAGCGCACGAGGGUCUCCAUGAUCCUCCCCCGCGAAGACGCAAAUUACAACCCCACCGUGCAGCCAUGCCCGCACUACGCCAGCUACCACAAGGCCAUGGGCCGCAAGGCGCUGGAGGUGCAGGACCUGGUGCGCCAGACGCCGAAGCUGCGCGCGUGCUCGGACAUGGUGUCGUGCCGGCACUGUCGGACCGUGCUGCGCGUUGGCUGCAGGAAGUUCCGGGGCCUGGGGCUGGGACUGUUUGUGACUUGGUGGAUGGAUGUCGGGGAUGGGGGGUGGAUUAUGGGGAGGAAACAGGGGUUGGGGUGGAAGGAUGUCAGGUAUACGAGGAAGUGGGCGAUGAAUUAUUUUGAGCAUAUGUGUUCUACGCAGCGGUAUUUUGACUUUGAGGGUAUGGAUUCACUAAAGGAUAGGAGGGAGUUGUUGGCUACGGCGAGGGGGGUUCUUAAGGGGUAGAAGCUUUAUAGGGGUUUUAUGUUUGUAAUCGCUGUUCUCUUGGUUUAUAGUAAUAGACGCUCAUAUACUGUCCUGUUAUCCCAUGGGAAUAGACCUCCCCUCCUUCUACAUUUACAACUACUAGCACCCCUUACAAAAAGAACAGACAGAAUCAUAACAUAACAUAUUCUCAAUUCC